UUCUCAUUCUCUCUCUUCCUUCAGCUGCCUCAAAUCUUCUCAAAAAUCGAGGCAUUUCUGCAUGUUAUAUAAACCAUGCUUAACCCUUCACAAACCAAACUCAUUCUUUCAUACCCUAACUUCUUUCACCUUUCUCUAAAUCCCAACUAAAAAUUUCAUCUCUAAUUAUUCCUAGCUCUCCAAGGUAAAAAAGAAUGAGUAGGCCAGGUGAUUGGAACUGUAGGUCAUGCAGCCACUUGAACUUCCAGAGGAGGGACUCUUGCCAGCGUUGUGGGGACCAACGUCCUGAUGGCCGAGGCGGCGGCGAUUUCGGAAGCUUUGGAGGGAGGUCAGGUGGGCCCUCCUUUGGUGGGGGUUUUGCCGGGCCCGAUGUUAGGCCCGGUGAUUGGUACUGUAGCAUUGGCAAUUGUGGGGCCCAUAACUUCGCUAGUAGGUCUAGCUGCUUCAAGUGUGGGGCUUACAAGGAGGAAUCUGGCUCUGGUGACAUGGGCCGCUCACGUGGAUUCUCUUUUGGUAGCGGUCUUGGCGGUGGCGGACCGGGUGGAAGCGGCCGUUCCGGUUGGAAAUCCGGUGACUGGAUUUGCACUAGGUCGGGUUGCAACGAGCACAACUUCGCUAGCAGGACCGAGUGCUUCAGAUGCAGGGAACCAAGGGACUCCGGCAGUAACUCUGCUUAUUAAAUGCAUCAGCUCUUAAGUUUCAAAAAUUUCACGGUAAUGCAUGCUACGGAAGUACGAAGAUAAACGAAGAAUAUCAAGUUACUACAUGAGAGGGCUGAAUGAAAUUAAUCUACUUUGAAAAUUUUAAUUUCCCUCUAGAUUUUCCUUUCUUUUUUGAAUUUCAUUGUUAGGUCGUAUUCGAGAUAAUUCAUGCUAAAAAACUAGAAGUUUUAGACUUCAUGAGCUUAUUAUUAAUUUUGUUACUUUUUGAUGAGUUUAGUAUGAUAAUCUAUUUAACUAGCUAGUUAUUUUGGUGGUCUAAGCUCAUGUCACUUUAAUUUGUCCCUUUUUUUCCCCUAAUUUUUUUUUUCAAAUUUUUGUUUUUAAAUUGGUGAGAGAAUCUCUCAGCCAUCAUCUCUUUAUGUAGUUGUUGAUGUUCUACGAUGCAAUGAGAGUUUGAAUAUUAUUAGUAAUAUUUGCAAAUCCUUUUA
Chenopodium quinoa (quinoa) is the source of this 1150-nucleotide messenger RNA. RefSeq names its product transcription initiation factor TFIID subunit 15b-like. The coding region runs from base 195 to 680 and encodes 161 amino acids. The record is from RefSeq and is a predicted model, not a curated record. Gene Ontology annotation, cellular component: cytoplasm. NCBI's taxonomy places the organism in Eukaryota, Viridiplantae, Streptophyta, Magnoliopsida, Caryophyllales, Amaranthaceae. The transcript has 4 exons. Gene Ontology annotation, molecular function: mRNA binding.